Messenger RNA from Emiliania huxleyi CCMP1516, 1020 nucleotides. RefSeq lists its product as hypothetical. Gene Ontology annotation, molecular function: ATP binding; protein serine/threonine kinase activity. Lineage: Eukaryota; Haptophyta; Isochrysidales; Noelaerhabdaceae. Gene Ontology annotation, biological process: intracellular signal transduction; protein phosphorylation. The record is from RefSeq and is a predicted model, not a curated record. The annotation marks the transcript as partial. Gene Ontology annotation, cellular component: cytoplasm. The transcript has a single exon.
UACCGCCGAGAGCGGGCCUUGGGCAGGGGCGCCUUCGGGUCCGUGUCGCUCGUCGUCUCGCUCCUGACGAGGCAGCGCGCCGCGAUGAAGACGAUCGAUCGCUCCAAGCUGCACACGCCGGCGCUGAGGCGGACGGUGGAGCAGGAGGUGAGGGUGCUCAAGCGGCUGCGGCACGCUGGCGUGGCGAGGCUGUUCGAGGUCAUCUCCACGCCUCGCGCCAUCCACAUCGUGAUGGAGUACUCUGCGGGCGGGACGCUGCAGCAGCUGGUCACCUCGCUGCGGAGGCUCGGCGAGGCGCGCGCGCGGCCGCUCUUCGCGCAGAUGGUCGGCGCGGUGGACUACUGCCACGAGGCGGGCGUCUGCCACCGCGACCUCAAGCUGGACAACUUCGUGCUGGACGGCUCGCUCACGCGCGUGCAGCUGAUCGACUUUGGGCUCGCGUGCGUCUGCCGGAGGGAGACGGCGCUCCACCGCUCGUACGGCACGCCCUGCUACAGCGCGCCCGAGAUCUUCGGCGGCGAGGUGUACCGCGGGCCGCAGGUCGACAUGUGGUCGCUCGGCGUGGCGCUCGCGACAAUGCUCGCGGGCGUGCUGCCCUUCCAGGCCCGCACUGCACCCGCCCGCCGCCAUCCGCCGCCGCGCACCUCGCACCCCCCCUCCCCUCGCCAGGCGUGUUCCGCCGCCGAGCUCAAGAGGCGCGUCGUCUCGGGCCGCUUCGAGCUGCCCAGCACAGUCUCGCCCGAGGCGUGCUCGCUCGUCGGGUCGCUCCUCUGCCUGUCGCCCGAGCAGCGCGCAGACGCACGCGCGGUGCGCGCGAGCCGUUGGCUCACGGGAGUGGACGCGAGGCUGCCGCCGCCCGGCAGUGACCCGCCCGCCGAGGGCACGCCGCUCGACGGCGAGACGAUCGCCCGCCUGGAGCAGCUCGGCUUGAGGCGGCGGGAGGUCGAGGCGUCUGUAAAGGAGCAGCUCUUUGACCACCCGUCCGCUUGCUACGAGAUGCUGCUGCUGGCGAGGUUGCGC